This is a messenger RNA of Chara braunii, 3055 nucleotides long. Lineage: Eukaryota; Viridiplantae; Streptophyta; Charophyceae; Charales; Characeae. The record is from the annotation of a GenBank genome assembly.
GGACUGAGGAAGAGAAGAUGAACCACUUAGGGCAGCACGUAUCGCUCAGCUUAGGAAGGGACAUUAUGGCUAUCGUCGCCUUUAGUGGCUCGUGGAAAGAAACCCGAAAUGAGAUGAUGAGGAAGUACCUGAAGGCAGAGAAAAUAUCGACAGAGGCCGAAUCAGCAGCGGUUCAAAGGAAAAACUAUGCGACUUACAAUGAUUUCCUAAGGGCAUUCACUCUAGUGGCACUGCGAAUCCUCGGGGUGACGGACCGUAUAAUGAGUAAGUACUUUCUCAGGCAGUUCUCCGAGUUCGAGAAGGAUAAGAUCCUGUCAGCCUACCAGCAGACCAGCAAGUUCGAAUACACAAAGGACGUGGACUUCAACACCAUAACAGACCUAGCAGAAAAGACAAUGGUGACCGAGAUGCUAGCCCUGCUCAAGGAAGGGGAGGUUAUAGAUCUGACUGGGAAGACGAAAGAUAAGGUUAAGAAGGGGAUAGAGAGCAUGCACGAACGAGUGCACGGGGUUGACAGCAAGAUGGAAAGAGUGGAAAAUGUGUUGUUAGUAAUGCAAGCGCAAGUGUCCAGACCCGUCCUCCCGCCCCAAGAGACCGUAGUUCCGGCAGCUGUAGCUAAUCAGGGAUUUGGCAGGAGGGACCCGGCCAAUGAACGAUGCAGGUACUGCACAAUGAUUGGACAAUUCGUGAGGGUUUGCCCAAGACUCAAUCACGAUAUGGAGCGGCAGAGGUGCAGGAGGUCCCUCAAAGGCGAGAUUCUCGGACCCCAGGGGAAGCGUGUAAAUUGGAACUCGCCAGGAGGGCUGCGGCAAGCCGUCAUCCUCUUGACUAACUUAGAUAUAGCUUCCAUAGAAGCGGAGCCGGUAGCCGAGAUUGUCUGGGACCAACCAAGGGGACGCGGACCACAGGCCAAUUUUAUCCUAGAAGGCAAUGGGCAGGAUAGGGUAAAUAUCACCACUCGACAAACCGGCGCAGAAAAGAAGCUUAUUCAAGAUACAGUAAUGAAAGAACUCGCAGGGACUAGCGCAGACCAGCAAGAGACCAAAGCCGAGGAACAAGAGAAGGUCUAUGGGAAAGGAAGGGAGGAGGAACCGGUAGACAAAGUUACGGCAGCAAAGAAGAAGUUCAGGUAUCAAAUUCCAAUCCUGACUUCGCCUGAAAUCGAUGGCACCCUGAGUAAGCUGUUGGGUACCAUGAUAUCAGUGUCCUUUCAGACCAUGCUGCAAGCCAGCCCAAGACUGCUUAAAGGACUCAGGCAGUUGCUAACGCAAGGCAGUGUGCGAAAGUACAAACCCGUAGGAAAGAAGGCUAAGCCGGUCUCGAUCCUAGUGGAGACAUCAAAGGAAGAGGCCUUGGAAAAGGAGGAGGAGGUCAUGCGGGUAAUAAGGGAGAGGCGAGCAACGGAAGGGCAUCGGAUACCUGAUGAAGUAGCAGAAACCAUGAAAAUAGGGGUGGAAGGGUUCUUAACAACAGAGGAAACUCAGUUGAUAAGGAGGGCGUGCCAAGAGUUUCAUCUAGCCUUUGCCUUCAAUGAUCACCAGAAAGGACGGUUAGAUGCGAAAUUAAUUCCCCCUGUUAAGAUCUACACGGUAGAGCAUGACUGUUGGAAUGAUAAAGGGUCUGCCUAUGAGUUUGGGAUAGCGGCAGAGGUCACCGACCUGCUUAGAGCCAAGAUAGAUUCAUUCGUGGUUGAACCCACCGCAUCCCCCUAUGCGCACAAGUGGUUCAUUUUCCGGAAGCCCAACAAGACGCUCAAGUGGAUCCAAAACUUGCAGAAGCUAAAUGUGGUAACAAUUAGGGACGCGAGUUCGCUCCCACAGGCGGACUUGCUGGCCGAAUCGCAUGCUGGACGGAGUAUCUACUCCCUUAUAGAUCUAUACUCAGGAUAUGACAAGUUGUCGCUCGACGCAAGGGAUAGACCGUACACCGCCAUGCACACACCAGUAGGGCAGUUGCAGAUGCAAGUGACUCCUAUGGGUUUCACGAAUGCGGUGGCAGAGGCGCAGAGGAGAAUGCUGGCUGUAGCAGGAGAUAUGUUCCCAAAGAAAUGUGAGCCAUAUAUAAACGAUAACCCCAUAAAGGGUACGCAAAAUAAGGAUGAGACAGAGGUUGAGUCGGGUGUGCGAAAGUUUGUCUGGGAUCACCUGCAGAUUAUCAAAGAUCUCUUGCAGCGGUUCCUGGUUUAUAAUAUUACCGCAAGUGGACCAAAGAGCAUCUUGGCUGUUCCGGAGGUAACCAUAUUGGGGUUUCGCUGUGGGGCUUAUGGGAGACGACCCGACCCAGCAAAGACAGAUAAGAUCUCCCAGUGGCCGACACCCCUGCACACCACGACGGAAGUACGAGCCUUCCUAGGGGUGGUCGGGUUCUGGAGGAUCUUCAUCAAAAGAUUCGCAAAGAUAGCAGAGCCUAUCCGUGCGAUGAUCAGAGAGGGUGGCACUAUGGAAUGGACCGAGGAUAGAGAAGCGGCAGCCCAGACCCUUAAAGACAUCCUGUCUUCCGAUCAGGUCACCCUAGCAGCACCCUGUUUCAACGAUGAGUUCGACUACAAGGUCAAGCGGAUUACCGGGCUUCGAAACAGGGCGGAUGGACUGAGUAGGGUAUGCAUCACGCCGGAGGGAAUAGAGGAUGAAGAGCCAAUUGACGCCUUCCUGGAACAUGAAGGGGGAACCCUUGUCGUGGACAAUGAGAUGGCAGACUCCAAGCUCACAACAGGUCCGCUGCUGAUCCAGACUCUGGAAAAAGGUGCGCCCACGGUAGUUGCAGAGCUCAGGGAAGGGUCAGUCACCACAUUUAGGCGCAAAGAGGAAAAUGACUCGUGGGGAACGGCAGUAGGGCCUAAAGAGGAACUAAUGGCAAUGGUCAUUGAAGGGGGACGAGACGCCGUGAUGACCUUAGCAGAAACCUGGGCGCAAAGGGAGUGGCAGUACCUAGUUAACCAGACUCAGGAGGAGCAGGAUGUUGACCAGAAGGAACGAUAAUUCUUUCUCAUACAGAUGUAUGAGAGCGUCUUAAGGGAAAUCGGCCUACUGCUUAUAGGAAACAAGCAGCCCACGGA